UAAAUCCUUGCCAUUUGAUGAUAAAUAUUGAAUUAAAUUGAAUGGCGCAUUUCUACGAUAAUCAUCAAUCCGAUUCCAAUAUUCCUCUUGGAGCGAAUAAAGGAGGACCGCAUGGAUUGGGUGAUCCAGAGGAUAGACGGCUUCGGAAAGUUGAGAUAGAAGUACUGAUUCCGAAGAUAAUGCGAGAAAGGGCUAAAAAGGAAAAAUGCACUGCCGAAGUACAAGCAUUUGAGGAAUGUUGCAAGGGUUCUGGUUUGUUCAUGGUGUCUAAAUGUCAGGAGCAAAACGAUGCCCUUAAAGCAUGCAGUAUGCAAUGGUACCGAAAUGAUGCAUUCAAAAAGGAAUGUACAGACAUUUAUUUGGCCGAGCGGCGUGAAUUUCGCAGGACAGGUUUACCUAAAAAAUUUAGAACGAAUGAUCCCGUGCCUCAGUAAGCAUUCAAGUGGUUCGUUCAUUCAAUAUUUCGAUUGCUAGUUUAAGGAAGAUAAGU
Anopheles nili is the source of this 490-nucleotide messenger RNA. RefSeq names its product COX assembly mitochondrial protein homolog. Lineage: Eukaryota; Metazoa; Arthropoda; Insecta; Diptera; Culicidae. The record is from RefSeq and is a predicted model, not a curated record. Bases 42 to 434 code for a protein of 130 amino acids. Gene Ontology annotation, cellular component: mitochondrion. The transcript is spliced from 2 exons.